AGCAGCCUUAAACAACCUCGGCACCUCCUGCGACUUGGAUGGCGCGCACGAGAGUAGCCGCGACGCCGCCGUCGACGGAAACACGGCGCCGUAUAAACAUGGAGAGGUCGGCGCUGUUCGCCAGGAGAGAGGCGGCGAAGGUUUUGAAGCAAGUUCUGCAAGGCGACUCGCGGCGCCGCUCCGUGGGCUCUAUCAAGUCGCUAGUUUACAGUCCCUCGGUGAGAAACAAGAAGGGAACUUUUGCUGUGGUCUGCGAAACCCUAAAGCAUCUUAAGAUAAUCAAACAGGUGUUGAAGGCUGCAGAUGUUCUCAAUAGCAAGUGGAGGAAGCAAGAUGAGUUGGUGUACAUUGUCACCUAUGAUAUUCUUUUUGGUCAGGUGACUUCAUCAACUGGUGAUGCGGAGAGAUUUCUCUUGCUACGGAAAGGGGCUCUGCAGGCAGCUCUAGAUCGCCUUUUAGUGAAGAAAAAAGUGAAGAGCGUUGAAGAGUUGAUAGCUCUUGAUCAGACACCUGAGAUUUCAAAACCUCGGUAUGUUCGUGUUAAUACUCUGAAAAUCGAUGUCGAUACGGCCUUGCUUGAGUUACAGAAACAAUACAAGGUUCAAAAGGAUGAUCUGGUUUCAAACUUGUUGAUUCUUCCACCUGGUAGUGACUUGCAUGACCAUCCUCUAAUUGUCAACGGCAGUGUCUUCAUGCAAGGAAAGGCAAGCUCUAUGGUUGCAGCAGCGCUUGCUCCAAAACCAGGGUGGGAGGUUCUUGAUGCAUGCUCAGCUCCAGGAAACAAAACUGUCCACCUAGCAGCUCUUAUGGGAAGUGAAGGAAAAAUAAUAGCAUGUGAGCUCAAUGAAGAGAGGGUUAAAAGAUUAAAAGAGACCGUCAGACUCUCGGGUGCUUCUAAUAUAAAGGUUCUGCAUGGAGAUUUCUUACAGUUGAACCCUGAGGAUCCUGCAUAUUCCAAGGUUCGCGCUAUUCUUUUGGAUCCUUCCUGCUCUGGUUCCGGGACAGCUUCAGCAAGAUUAGAUCAUUUGCUUCCUUCCUCUGCUCCCGAUCACUCUGCUGACUUCACAGAGACUGAAAGACUGAACAAGCUUGCGGCUUUUCAGAAAAAGGCUCUGGUUCAUGCCUUAUCUUUUCCAGAAGUAGAAAGAAUUGUUUACAGCACAUGCUCUGUCAACCAAAUUGAAAAUGAAGAUGUAGUCAAUUCAGUUCUACCUCUUGCCGAGUCUUAUGGUUUUGAACUUGAAACAGCCUUUCCCAAAUGGCACCGCCGUGGUCUUCCAGUUUUCAAGGGUGCUGAACGCUUGCUUCGAACUGAUCCCGUGCAGGACAAAGAAGGCUUCUUCAUUGCUUUGUUUGUGAGAAAAGGAUCUUAUCAAUCAGAGGAACCUGAUUUGACAUAUGCAAAGAACACUCACAGAAAACAGCACGCGAGGAAGAGAAUUGUUGUACCACCCACUACCAAUUUGUUUAAAAUUUGGUCGCAUGCAAUGUUGAAUAGGCCAACUUGUAGUUGUUGCGGAUGAAAACAGAAACCUUGUUCUCUAAUUUCUUGUUUAAUUUCAUUCAGCACCAGUUUUCUCUUCCAUUCUAAACACUUGUACUGUCCACUUCAAUUUAACAAGGAAAUGUGAAAUUGUUGUUUAAGUAGAUUGCAAAUCAUAGCCAG
This is a messenger RNA of Argentina anserina (silverweed cinquefoil), 1666 nucleotides long. RefSeq names its product 25S rRNA (cytosine-C(5))-methyltransferase NSUN5. The record is from RefSeq and is a predicted model, not a curated record. The transcript has 11 exons. Gene Ontology annotation, molecular function: RNA methyltransferase activity. Gene Ontology annotation, biological process: rRNA base methylation. Bases 39 to 1523 code for a protein of 494 amino acids. Gene Ontology annotation, cellular component: nucleolus. Lineage: Eukaryota; Viridiplantae; Streptophyta; Magnoliopsida; Rosales; Rosaceae.